Molecule: messenger RNA, 2010 nt
Organism: Bradysia coprophila
Lineage: Eukaryota; Metazoa; Arthropoda; Insecta; Diptera; Sciaridae
Gene: Snap25
Product: Synaptosomal-associated protein 25kDa
Biological process (GO): synaptic vesicle fusion to presynaptic active zone membrane; synaptic vesicle priming; exocytosis
Cellular component (GO): plasma membrane; SNARE complex
Molecular function (GO): SNAP receptor activity; syntaxin binding
Source: RefSeq, a predicted model, not a curated record
UCUUGCGCGAAGUUUGACGUUUUUGUACCAGUAUUCAUUCGAAAAAAGGUCGAAAAAAAAACUGUGUCACAAGAGCAAACCAACCAACCAACUUCAAACUUGAAACUCCUUCUUCAAAGUCCAAAAACCUCUCGUCGGUGUUGUGUUGUGUGCGUGUUCUAUAUCUAAUAUUUUGGUGUGACUUUAAUUUUUUUAACAAAAAAAAGGUAAAAGAGCCCAAAAACUAAGGCUUAACUUCUAAAACCAGGAACAUUUUUCAAACUACCAACCAAAACAGUCAAAGAAUCAGAAUGCCAGCCCCACCUUCAGAAAAUGGUGCACCCAGAUCGGAGCUGCAAGAGUUGCAGCUCAAAUCUCAACAAGUUACAGACGAAUCGUUGGAGAGUACGCGGCGCAUGAUGGCAUUAUGUGAAGAGAGCAAGGAAGCCGGGAUUCGUACCCUGGUAGCUCUUGACGAUCAGGGAGAACAAUUGGAUCGCGUUGAAGAGGGUAUGGAUCAGAUAAAUGCCGACAUGCGGGAGGCGGAAAAAAAUCUAAGUGGAAUGGAGAAAUGUUGCGGAUUAUGUGUUUUACCAUGUGCCAAAAGUUCUUCAUUCAAAGAGGACGACGGUACAUGGAAAGGAAAUGACGAUGGCAAGGUCGUAAAUAAUCAACCUCAAAGAGUAAUGGAUGACCGCAACGGAGUAGUACCACAAGCUGGAUACAUCGGAAGGAUAACAAAUGAUGCAAGAGAAGAGGAAAUGGAAGAUAAUAUGGGACAAGUAAAUACAAUGAUCGGCAAUUUAAGAAAUAUGGCCUUAGACAUGGGAUCAGAGCUGGAAAAUCAAAAUAAACAAAUCGAUAGAAUCAAUCGCAAGGGUGAAUCGAACGAGACCCGAAUAGCUGUUGCUAAUCAAAGAGCACAUCAGCUACUGAAAUAAACAUCCAAAUUGAUUUUUAAAACCAAAACAAACAAAAACUGCACACUUUAUGUUACCUACAAUUGAAAAAGCAUGUCAUCAUAAGCGUCUUGAUGCUAUAGAUUAUUACGUUAAUAAAACAAACCGGAGAUUUUGUGUAGAAAAAGCGAAAGCAAAUAAAAAAUCAGUUUGUAAGAGACAAAAAAAAAAACAAUAAAAAAAAUCGUAAUUUUAUUGAUUUUUUAAACUGUCAAAAGAAAAUUAGACAAAGAGGAAAUAAGUCGAGGUAUUAUCGGCAAACAUUUUUGUUUAAAAAAAAAAAGUUUGAUUUGUUUUUAAUUAACAAGAUAAAAAGUAGCUUCGAAACAGAAAAUGUAGAUUAAAAAACAAUUUGUAUAGAUCAAAAGUAUGAACAAAAAAUUUCGAUAAAAAUGCAUUGAACAUCUCUGCAACACGUACUUAAAAAAAACCGCAUAGCGUUUUUCAUUCUGUGUGACAGAGAGAGCAUCCAAUCCAGCUGUUUUAUGUUUCAAAACGUAUGAACGAAUAUAUGCCUAUAAAAGCAAAUCAAAAUGAUAUUUCCAAAGCUUUCCCCUUUCCGCGUUCCCAACGACGAUUCAAGCGAAAUUAUGAAACAAACUUUAGUCGUGGUUAAUUAUAACGUGCCAAAAAUAAACUACGACUGAAAUUUGUUUCAAAAGUUUGUCUGUUCGAAACGUCGUUCAUCGGGGUGUUUAAACUCAAAAGGGGGAAGUUUUCUGAGCACACACAAAAAAAAAUCUUUUUUUUGUUCAUUCUUUGCACUCCAUUUAAAAUCGUUAAACAGCUGAUAAGGAUGUUCUUAUCACCAGUAAACAAGGAGAAAAAAUUUAUCUUUGGAAUGUUUUUCUGUUUUUUUCUUCUUCAUUUUAUUUCUUCUCAUUUACCGAGAGUCUACUGUUUCCUUUGUAAAUCGAUAUCGUUACGGAGAUUAAUGUGUACGUAGUUUUUAAAAACAAAACUUUAUAGCUCGUUAAUUAUCUGUGGCUUUAAAAAAAAAAUUAAACCAGCUCAAAGAGUGAUUAAUAAUUUUCGUAGACUUUUUAGGGCAUUACAUUCAAAAUAAAAAAAA